Messenger RNA from Symbiodinium sp. CCMP2456, 6324 nucleotides. The record is from the annotation of a GenBank genome assembly. NCBI's taxonomy places the organism in Eukaryota, Dinophyceae, Suessiales, Symbiodiniaceae.
AUGUCCGUCACGGCAGCCAGAGCGUUUCUGUUGGCCCUGGUCUUCGUCGUGGAUGCUGGACAGCCAUGGGCAAAUGCCAGAGGCGCAGCUUCGCUGCAGGUGAGUGCAGAUCUGCUCAGUCCUGGACAGCCUCGCUUGAUACAGGGACUCCCGGCUUUUGCAACCCGUUGCUUUCCGACCUCCGUACCAUCUUCUGUGCAAAAGGUUCGUGUAGUGGCGUCCGUCGUCAGUUUGGCUGGAUUUCCAGUACUCUGUGCUGGUUGGGAGCCAACUAGACCGCAAGCAAACAGCUCGGAGACAGGCUACGAGACUUUGGAUGAGGUCUUUGACAAUGCCCUUGACAAAGACACCAUCUUCGUAUGUGUCAGGACUUUCUCCAGCCAAGGCUGUGAUUCCGUCCUCACAGUCUUCGCAACACCUCAUCUUCAUCUUGACAAGGAGUAUAUUCCGUUCGCUCGGCUCGAGCUGAACUAUCCGUCGAUCUGGCAGCUGCGGGAUAGUGCGGCUCCUUCCAGAAUGGGUUUCACUACACAGGCGGACUUUCUGGAGGAUUUGAGGCUCGUGGCAUUUCCGCUGAGCGGACAUUUCGAGGUUGAGGUGUACCGAGUCGAUUCAAGCUACUCAUUCAACGCCAGUUCUUGCAUCGGCCAUGGCAUCAAAGUGGAGAAAAGCAACAGCGAGCUCGUCCUCGCUGAUCUGCUGCAAGUGCAUGGAGACCUGAAUCGGCUGGAGCAGAAGUUCUGCAUCAUGAUCGUCGGUUCAGGGACUGUGUACAUCAGUGUGGCCCGGCUCUACCCGGGACCAUUCUUAGCCCCAGCUGUGCCUCAUGCAGGUCUUCUCAGCGGAGCGGCUUGCGAUGGUGCCAGGAUUCUGGUGAAAGAUGGGGUCGACGUGACGGUGACGGCUGUUGCUGCUGAUGCUUCAGAGCUGACGCUGUCGGCAAUGCUGACUACAGACGCUCUACAGGAUUCCAUUCGCAAUCGUUGGAGAGGUGAGGUGCCUCCAGGUGGCAGUGGAGCAGCCUUGUUGAUCUCAAGCAAAGAUGUGACGGCUGCAGGCGAUUCGCGGAGCGAGGAGAGCAUCUAUGUUCGGAUUUGCCGAAACUCGAGCAUCUCCACUGCCACAGAGUUCUGGAUCACCGCAGAGACGGAUACGGGUGUGAUGACCUUGAAGGAUGGUGUUGCCAUCCACUCCUCUGUGCCACCAGCUGCGUUUGCAGCUGGCUCGUGGAAGGAAACGUGGCGGGAAUUUCGCGUCCUGAUUCCUGAUGGUCCCCUACAGCCGACCGAGGUCACGCUGUCUGCAAGCUCCAUUGGGAAGGUGCAUCUAGUAGCUGACACUCAUCGUCAUCCUGACCUGGCAUCGUACAGCUGGGCUACGGCAGGCGCUACAAGCAACGAGGUCUUGCGAUUCACGACGCAGAGUCAACUGGCGAGCCACGGCGUCGGGUUGAUAGACUGUCGCUUGCCCUGCUUCCUAUACCUCGCUGCCACUGCAAGGGCCCACAAUGCGGAAGUUCAUGUGCCACUGUCGGUUCGAGCGGUUCUGGAUAGCCAGGGGACAAAGCACCUGCUCGAGGGCGAUGAGUUCGAGCAGGUGUUGCCCGGCAAUCGGUCCCAGGUAUUUGCCUAUAGUGUGAGACGAAGUAGCACGGCAGUUUUGGUCUCCGUGUCGAAGCUGUCCGGAUCAACCAACUUUGUGAUGUCUUCAAGUCCGGAUUUUCCGGAUGGUUGGACGACAAGUCCGGCCGAGGCCGUCAUUUUGUUGGAGCCCGGUGCCAACGUGUUCCGUCGUGCUGCAGAGGCCGUCGCUGGGCGAGUUCCUCCGGUCCUCUAUAUUCGUGUACAGAAUGCCGGGAUGCAGUCAAGCCGCUUCAUCAUCUCCGCGCGAUCUCAGGCCCAUGCCAAAUGGCUCCUGAAUGGUGCGACGACGCAAGGAGCAGUGAAGGCAUUGAGAUACGACAGAUACCGCUUCUUCGUUUCGGACGGCGAGGUGAGGCACAGUAUGGAAAUCACCAUCGAGGUCAUUCUUCACAGUGGGUCAGUGGCUCUCUUUGCUGCCUGUGAUCCGAAUAGGUAUCCACAAGAGUCUCAUUACGACUGGAGCCGCCCGAAGCUUUCCGGCCCACAGGGAAGCCUGGUCAUCGCAGCAUCCAGCAAAGCUUUCAGGGCUGGCUGGAUCUUCCUUGCAGUCACUAGCGACAGCUUGGCCGCAUACUCGUUGCGUAUUCGAUGGGGCGAUGAUGCCGUGAAGCUGAAGGACGGGAUUCCUGAGCGGGGACAUCUUUCACCAGGAUUCUUGCGUUGGUUUGCAUUGAAUGAGGUUUGGAAUGAUGAUCAGCCGGUCGCCGUUCGUGCGGAGGCUGUGGCUGGAUCCUUCGGCCUCUGCGUUCGAUCGAAGAGAACAAGGAGAAGGUUGGAAGCCUUGAGCCAAGCCUGGGGCCUGCUGCAGCGGCUCAGAAACAGCACCCCACGUGGCUGGAAGGAAAACCUGGGAUGCUCAUAUGCAGCAGUGGCCAAUGCAUCCAGGGGCGUGGGUGCAAGCUUAGCUGCCAUCGACAUCCCCUCGGAGAACCCUGGUGCAUCUUUGGAGGUGGGUUUGCUGGGACUUUCGCCUGGCAGCUGGUCAGCCAACACGUCGGAGUUCGUGCUGCAUGUGAUCCUAGACGACGUGGUUACACUACCAGAGGAGCAGACCGUGGUCGUGGAUUCGCUCGCUCCACCCUGCUGUUCUUCUGGACCCAAGCUUCAUCGCAUGUACCGGCAUUACACUCGUUUUUCGUCUGGGUCGCUGCGGAUUUUUCUCACCCCUCUCGGUGCGGGGCAGCUGACGGGUGCGAAGCUCUCCGCUCGUCGUAAAGGCGAGCCUGUCUGGUUCCAAUCGCAAGAGGUGAUGCAGGAGAGAGUUCUGCAGCUGUACAUCAACCUGCAAGACAUGUCUUGGCAACAUGCCGGUGGAUUUUGGUUGGAGGUUGCUGUCGAGGUCCACCGUCCAACAAACUACACCCUGAGCCUUCUCUCAGAUUCUGCAGAGGAUCUGCCGACGCGGCUCGCCCCGAAUGUGCCGGUCUUCGACAACUUGUCUGAGGUGGCUUCGGGAAAAUAUUCUUUCCGCGCUUCUGCACAGGUUGCGACUCUGUGCUUGAAGCCGUGCUACGGUCAAGUUCGGAUGCGGAUUACGUCAGACUCGGUCCAGAGUCCCAAGGACUCUUCUGCGCAUGGGAUGUGCACUCAGCUGAACUCUGGAGGUGAAUCGCUUUCCGGCUCGGUAGUGGUGGACAAGCUGUUGCACAUGCCAAGUCCAACUUACGAGAUCGAACUCACCACACAUCCGGGCAACAACUUCAUCGAGCUACCGCGCAUGACGGACUUGAAAGCGAAGCAGAAGCUUCACUGCGAAGCCUCUGGUGAAAGGCGGUGCUCUCUGGAUGCCACAUUUAGCUUCGACGCUGCCUCCGUGGGCGUCACCGCCUCCGGUUCUGCAAGGCUGCGUCACACUCUGAUGGCACUGAAAGUAGAUCCCGAUGUGCAUCCAGAAACGACCUGUGGCCUUCUGGCAGCUCUGGCAACGAAUCGCACCGUCAGCACGCUGGUGGUGAAGGACAGUGCUCGCCAUUCGCAACUGGAGGGAAAUCUCCGCUUCGAUCAAGAGUCCAAUUCGAGCAUCAUGGUGAAUGUCCUGGUCACGUUGGAGGACCUUGCAGGUGCUCAUCUUGCCGCUGCCAGUUACAUGCCCUUCGAGCUGGUGGCUGCCGCUGAAAGGUCCCCGGAGUCAGACAACAUCGCAAAUUCCUGGGUUGGUUGUUUUGUGCUUGUUUUGUGCGGCGGUGGAUGUCUCCUCAACAAAAGUCGUCAUGCUUCCAAGGGGCACCAGGAUGUCCGUGAGGUUGUCCAUGCACACGACAAACCAACACUUCAAAUCAUGAGAUGCACGUGCUCGGGAUGGUUAGUGGGACCCUCUCCACUUGACGGCUUUUUGCAGCAUGUCCUGCUUUGCGACGUCUUGCAAAGUCUGGGGGAAACCAUGGCGGCCAUUUGCCGCAUCGUGACUGGUGCAGGAUCGGAGAAAGAGCAAAGGAACAUUGAGAAAGAGCGAGUCAUUGAAGAGAGCAUCUAUGGCGUUUUUGCUGAAGCCGGUCGGGAUGAUCGGAGAAAGAAGAUUUCGUUGACCAGCAAGACGAGCAAGCCCGUCAGCUUUGUCAAAGGGCAGACUCUGCAGCCGACAUCAGUUUCAGCCAAGCCGGCUGAGGAGGCCAGGGUUCAAGCGUCGGACGACGAAGUUGAUAGCAGGUUUGUGCUCGAUGCCAACGCCCCCAAUGCGCAGGGCAUCAAACAAGCUGUCGAAGGACCGAAGCUUCCAGCUCGCAACAAGUUGUCGUUCAAUCAGAUGGCAAACAAUUAUGGCAAGGGCUUUUCGAUGCUGCAGAAGAUGGGCUUCACUGGCGGCGGGCUGGGCAGGCACAAUGAUGGCAUUGCAAAUCCGAUCGAAGUCCAGAAACGCCAGGGGAAGAUGGGUCUGCAGGAUGACGGGGAGAUGGUGGAUCAAGACCUCUAUGGCAACGAAGGUGAAGCCGGCCGUCGGUCCUUGGAGGAACUCCUCGGAACCGGAACCACCCAGCCGAAGACAAAGCGUGAGCGCGAGUCGGUCAGCGACGGAUGGAAACGGGACGGCAAGGACGGCAAGCCAAAGAAGCCAAAAACCGUUUACAAGACGGCCGAUGAAGUGAUCAGCGAACCUGCUAUGCGCAUUGUGGACAUGCGCGGCCCGGAGGUCAAAGUGGCUUCUUCCUUUGCAGAGCUCGCCGCAAGUCUUUCCGGGGAUUCUGUGAAGAGUUUGAAAGAGCUUAGACACAAUGCCCGCUUGUUGGUCUCUAGAUACGAGGACAAAGUCAGGGCAGGAAUGGAGCGGAAGCGCCACUGUGAAAGCGUUCUUUUAUCUGUGGCAAAGGAGAAAGAUAGGGUUCAGGCGGCUGAAAAGAUCAAUGAGACAGAACUCGCAGGUUGCAAGAAGCUUGUCACGGAGAUUGAGUCCUUGAGAGAGAGGCAAGACCAAGGGACCCUGAGCUUGCACGAGCUUGCAGAUGCAUUCAAUCACUUGCGAAGUGAGAAGCCGAAAGAGUUUCGCGUUCUUGAAGCAGCGGACGUUGCAUUUGCUCUCGCACUUCCGACGGCACGUCGCGAGUUUGCCACCUGGCAGCCCUUGAAACAGCCGGUCUCAGAUCGAAUGGAACGAUUGAAAGCUAUUGCCAAAUGGCAAGAUAUGACAAGUGAGAAGACCCAAGAGCGCUUCACAGCAUUGAUCGAAGCGUCCCUCCUUCCGUGUCUGCGAAAGGCAUUGGUAGCAUGGUCGCCAAGAGAACCAGAGCGCUGCAUCCGAUUGAUGGAGAGCUGCCGGGCAGUGCUGCAGUCAGAUUGUGCAGAUUCCCUGAUUGCAGAAGUCGUGCUCCCAAGGCUUCGCUCUGAAAUUGAGGGUUGGGACCCGAGGCUGGACACGGUAUCACCACAUCUUUGGCUGCAUCCAUGGCUACCGCUUCUGGGUAGCCAAAUGGAUAUUCUGUGGCCACCGAUCCGGUUUAAGAUAUCCUCCUGUCUAGACCGUUGGGAUUGCUCCGACUCGUCGGCGCACGGGUUCCUGCAGCCAUGGCGGCGUGUCUUUGAUCCGUCCAACUGGGAUCCGCUUAUUGAAAAGGUUCUGUCCAAAAUUGAAAAAGCUAUUGCAGAGACUCCUGUGCAGCCCGACGGCCAGAACCUACAGGCGUUGCGGACCCUUUUUUCAUGGAUGGAUCUUGCUCCGUUGGAUAGUGUUUCACGAGUUCUGGAGUCAGCCUUCUUUCCGCAGUGGCAUGCUGCUCUCCGCCGCUGGCUUCGUGAUGCUCAGUGCGAUUUUUCGGAGGUGCUACAGUGGUACCAAGGGUGGAAGGCAUUGCUCCCCAAAGAAUUACUUGAGCAAGCCCGCGUCCAGAAGCACUUUGCGAGUGGACUGGAGGUGAUGAAGCACACGAUGACUCAUGGAACCUCGGACUUGCCCGAAUCUCCGGAGAGAGGCGAAAAGAACAAUCAACCAUCUGCGCGCCUACCUGCGGACGAAAUCAGCCUCAGUUUGAGCGACUACAUGUCCCAAGUUGCAGCUGAAGAAGGGCUGAUCUUCCUUCCGAAGAAGCAGCAGCGUAACGGAAAGCAAGUUUAUCAACUCGGAACAGCCACCAUUCAGCUGGACAAGAACUUGGUCUAUGUUGCGCCGACAUCCGGCGAAGGGGAGUGGAAGGCCGCGUCCAUGGAUGAAGUUCUCGCACUUGCGCGGGCGACAUCUCGCAGAAAGAAAUAA